CCGCACGCUCAUUUCAACCCCGUUGGCCGCCCCUCCUCCUCUUCUUUCCAUUCUUCCGCAACUCUCGCCUGUGCACUGCUCACCGAAUAGGCUGCGACCGAUAUAGUGUCCGACGCUAUAAUUUUUCUUGCGAAGCAAGCCCCGAGUCUGUCCUGUGCACUACACUGCAUUGUGUCCUCACGGCGUCUGGCGCAUCAAUCCAUCCCCCAUCGAACGCUCGACGCCCGCCCACCGGAGGCGACGAUCACCUGAACGAUCGGCCCCCUUUUUAUAGAUACACACAAACUAUACAUAUCGAAACAUGUCGGAGAGAAUAGCCUGGACGGCGCUCCUGACUGGCGCCGUUUCUAUAUGUGCUGCCGCUGUUCAGGCGGCGCCGAGCUCCAUGGUCCCCGUCACAACGCCAGUGCUGGCUGCCAGCGUCACGACAGCACCAGCAAGCUCACUCAUCACACCGUCUCCUGUUGUGCCUGUGACAACAGCACCAGUUUAUCUACCGUAUUACAAUGAGUCCUCGUGGUCAGCUGUCCGUGGAAGUGUCGUCGCAAGCGAUCCCAAGGCAAACUUGACAACAUAUACAAUCUUCUGUCCGACGCAGACUACAAAUGUCUGCAAACUCGCCAUAAACUUCCCCUUUGUGUUUACCGAAGGCCCCAAAACCGUGCAAUUCCACGGCACAUAUACGUCUACAUUCAUUGCAAAUAUUGGAUGUAAUCUUAAUGGCACAACGGCCGCUACUUGCUCUGGCUACACGAGCCUCACAUCAGGCUACACAAUGGGAAAACAGACAGGUCCAACAGAGAUUCGCUGGACAUCGACUUUUAGCGACCAGGACGUACAAUGGGGUGCCCUUACUCUCACAGAUGUACCGACUACUACGGACGAAUCUGGCGGCGAUGGCGGUGCUGCAACAGGCGUACAACCCACAAACACCGCGUUAUACUACGUAACCAGCCAAGCGUCCAAGGAUGGUGCUGCCGCCCGACCUGCGAUAGAUUCGGCCUCCGUCUGGCUUGCUGCUCUUGCAACGGGAAUCAUUGGAAUCCUGGUAUAGACACGGCAGUUUGGAGUACAUGUUGCGUGGCCAAUGAGGACUGAAAGCCUUGAUGAUGACGUCGUGGACUAGAAUAUACCCUUGCAUUUAUAGAAUUGGAACUACCCACUGUGUUUUGUGGGGAGCUCAGAGAGACGGAUAUGGGUUGGCUUUUGUUGAUAUUUUGGUAAUAUAUUUUGCACUUGCAUGGCGUUUGGGAAUGGGUAGGUUUUGUUUGAACUUGUUACGAUAACCAAUAGAAGACGAUUAUAUCAGAAGACUGUGUGUGCGCCAAGUCGACCGUGAAUAUGAGGUCAAGGCUGGGAGAAGGGAGUGGAAGUGUUUUAGAGAUGGACUGAGAGCCUGCUCAAUGACCCUGCCGUUGGUAUGAUGAAUCGACGAAUGGGUAUCAGCGGC
[Torrubiella] hemipterigena is the source of this 1450-nucleotide messenger RNA. Lineage: Eukaryota; Fungi; Ascomycota; Sordariomycetes; Hypocreales; Clavicipitaceae. The record is from the annotation of a GenBank genome assembly.